UUUUCUCAUAAUUAUGAAAUAUUUAUGUCUCAAUUACGAGAUAACAUGAUUCCUUUUUUUUGUGAUGUGAUUGCAAUGCACCACCAUUAUUAUGUCACAAAAACUCAUCAGUAUCAUGUAUGCAACUGACUUACAUUUUAGAGUGUACGUUUGUGUGUGUGUGUGUGUGUGUGUGUGUGUGUGUGUGUGUGUGUGUGUGUGUGUGUGUGUGUGUGUGUGUGUGUGUGUGUGUGUGUGUGAGUUUGUGAGUUUGUGUGCGGUUGUAUUUACGCCAUAUGAUUAUCUGUUCUUGCCUCACAGAGGUCACCAGAACCUAAAGUGGACCACCCCUUUAACAAGCAGUCAAAUCUCCGUUGUGGACUGUAGUGGGUCAGGGCUAUUCUGCUCCACACUGGUGAUCACUAGUGCAACAGCCAACGAGACCGGACUGUACCGAUGCUUCUUCAAAGACCUGAAGGUGGAGGACGAUAAAACCUCAGCAUCUGUUUAUGUCUUUGUUCAUGAUUACAAAGUGCCCUUUGUGCUGUCUGAGAAGGAGUAUGAAGUAGUGUUCAUCCGCGAGGGACAGCCGGUGGUCAUCCCGUGCCGUGGUUCAGUGGAGGAUCUUAACGUAACGCUCCAUACUAAGUUUCCACCAAAGGAGUAUAAUGCCAAUGGGAAGGAUUCUGUGUGGGAGGCCCGGACUGGCUUCACCAUCCCAAGUCAACUGAUCAGAUUCGCUGGAGUGGUUUUUUGUCAAACUAAGCUUGCCAACCAGACAUUCAAGUCGCCAUACUACAUCGUAGCCGUCGUUGGAUACAAGAUCCAUGAGCUCAUGCUGACCCCUCCACACGUUCGGCUGUCUGUCGGGGAGCGGCUGGUACUCAGCUGUACGGCCAGUACUGAGCUCAAUGUGGGCAUUGACUUUAACUGGACUCACUCGGGCCAGCGCCUGACCACAAAAAAUGGCUCAGAGGAUUUUCACAAAAAGGCCAAUAAAGUCAGGCUGUGGAACUCUCUGGAACUGUCCAACACGCUCACCGUUGACAACGUGACGGUCGACCACACGGGGGAGUACACCUGCACAGCGUCAAGCGGUCAGAUGGAAAAGAGUGCCUCAGCCUUCCUCAAGGUUUACGAAAAACCGUUCAUUGAGUUGAAGGACCCUCGUGCAAAUUUGAUAGAGCUGACCGUUGGCGACCACACCGCAGAGCCCCUCGUUCCCUUCAAGUACGAGGCCUACCCUGAGCCCUCCAUCCAGUGGUAUAAGGAUGGCCUGCCAAUUAAGGUUGAUUACAGGGUCAUGCCGAAGAACGGGAGCCUGGUGAUCCAUGGGGUCUUGGAGAAGGAUGCAGGGAACUACACCGUGGUGCUGACCAACAAUCUCACCAAUGACAAAGAGAGCCACACAUUUCAGCUCAUUGUCAAUGUGCCACCACACAUCAUCGAGAAAGAGGUUGCGGUGGACACGGACGUGUAUACAUACGGCAGCAGGGCCACCCUCAGGUGCACCGCCCGGGGAUUCCCCAUCCCCUCACACAUCCAGUGGGAGUGGAUGUCCCGGGAAGACUGCCCACAGGCCUUUCAGUCAGGGAUGGCCGUAUCAGAGGUCAACUUAGAUGAGUGCACCAGCUGGAGGCAUAUCAGCAACGGCACAGAACACAACCCUAUGGAUGGAAUCACCAUCGACCCUGAACGUGAUCAUAAGAAAAUCGUGAGUUCUUUGAAGAUCAACAAAGCUGAGGUCCACGCUCUGUACAGAUGCCUGGCUGCCAAUAAAAAAGGACAAGAUUCACGCGUAAUCUUCUUCCAUGUGACCCGUGGCCUGGAGCUAACCGUGUCUCCAUCCAGUGAGCCCAUAGAGGAGGAGCCGGUGGUUCUGAGGUGCAAGGCGGACAGGCUCAUCUACAGGAACCUGGCCUGGUUCCGCUUGUCCGGCGCCUUUGACUCGGAGAGCACCACAUCGGUCCAGCCGUGCCGCUCGCUGACCCUGGCCCAGCUUCCCCUCUCCCAGGCCGCUCUGUCAUGCCUGCCGGGCGCCAAGCUCAGCCUGGAGCUGCCACUGGCCAGCGCGUCGCGGCAUGACGAGGGCAUGUACGUCUGCCAGGUGGAGAACAUCAAAACACGGGAGAAGAUCUGCCUGCUGCGCAGCCUGACUCUCAGAGCUCUGGAGCCUGCAAGGAUUCUGAAUAACAUGACUGACCAGAAGGUAAACAUGAGCAGCACGAUGGUGUUCACGUGCGACGUCACGGGCACCCCUCACCCCAGCGUGGUUUGGACCAAGAACAACCACACCGUUCUGGAAGGUUCCGGAGUUAUUCUGAGCGAACGGAACCAACGGUUGACCAUCCAGCGUGUGAAGGAGGAGGACAGUGGUCUGUACACAUGCACUGCGUGUAACAAGCGUUCCUGUGACUCCUCCCAGGCCUUCCUGACCACAGAAGGGGCGGAGGAGAAGACCAAUGUGGAGCUGAUUGUGCCUAUUGGCUGUGUGGUCAUUGCCAUGUUUUUCUGGCUGCUGAUAGUCUUCGUCAUCCGAGGAAGAAAGAGGCCUACCGGUGAGGACGUGAAGACGGGCUACCUGUCUAUGAUCUUGGACUCUGAGGACAUGCCAGUGGAUGAGCAGUGUGAGCGGCUCACGUAUGAUGCCAACAAGUGGGAGUUUCCCCAGGACAGGCUGAAACUAGGCGAUCCUUUGGGGCGAGGUGCGUUUGGUCAGGUGGUGGAGGCCGCUGCUUUUGGCAUCGAGAAAAACACCACGUGUACAACUGUUGCUGUCAAAAUGCUGAAAGAAGGGGCCACAUCGAGUGAGUACCGGGCGCUGAUGUCCGAGCUGAAGAUCCUCAUACACAUCGGUCACCAUCUAAAUGUGGUCAACCUUCUGGGAGCCUGCACCAAGCCGGGGGGACCAUUGAUGGUGAUUGUAGAGUAUUGUAAAAACGGCAACCUGUCCAGCUACUUAAAGAGCAAGCGUGGAGAGUACAGUCCCUUCAAGAGACAGAGGGUGGAAAAUGCGAGGUGGGCACGUGCAGAGGAAGACGUGAAUGAAGUGGACCUGGGUUUGGGGACUACCGCCCAGUUGGACAUCUGUACCGGCACAGCUAUCUGCACCCGAUACGACGCCUUAACCAUCGAGCCGGAACUCAAAGGAGAGAGCUCGGACUAUGAUCACUUGACCAUGGAGGACCUGAUCAGCUACAGCUUCCAGGUAUCCAAGGGCAUGGAGUUCCUGUCUUCUCGGAAGUGUAUCCACAGAGACCUAGCGGCUAGGAACAUCCUGCUCUCCGAGCACAACGUGGUGAAGAUCUGUGACUUCGGCCUGGCCAGAGAUGUCUACAAAGACCCCGACUAUGUCCGCAAGGGAGAUGCCCGCCUGCCCCUGAAGUGGAUGGCUCCAGAGACCAUCUUUGACCGGGUGUAUACCACGCAGAGCGACGUCUGGUCCUUCGGGGUCCUGCUCUGGGAGAUAUUUUCACUGGGAGCAUCUCCAUAUCCAGGCGUUUGCAUUGAUGAGUCCUUCUGCAGGAGGCUGAAGGAGGGGACCAGGAUGAGAGCUCCAGACUAUGCCACAACUGAGAUAUACCAGACCAUGUUGGACUGUUGGCUCAAUUGUCCCACAGACAGACCAACUUUUUCUGAACUGGUGGAACAUCUGGGGAACCUGCUACAGACCAGCGCUCAACAGGAUGGGAAAGACUACAUUCCCUUGACGGCAGAUGAGGUCCAGGGAUGCCCGGUGACUUCCAGCCCCAGGGGCCCCCAAGCCUUCCCUCUGAGUGGGGAGCAUUUGGAGCCCCAGCCCCAUUAUGACAACGCACCCCAGAUCUGGAGCCAACAGAGUGACAGGUGCAGCCGCCCUCUCAGUGUUAAAACCUUUGAGGAUAUCCCAGUGGAAAACAACAAUGUCAUGUUGGGGUGUCCAGUCAGGGGCUUCACUCCAGAUGAGAUCAAGAGUCUGGAUCACCAGCUGCCCAGAACACCCAAUCUCAGCCAACUGCUACGCUGUAAAAGCAAGGAGUCUGUGGCCUCAGAAGCAUCCAAUCAGACGAGUGGAUACCAGUCAGGCUACCACUCCGACGACACGGACAUGCCCAUAUAUGCCAACGAGGAUGUGAUCAUGAAGCACAGAAUGCUGAAGAAUCCUCCGUUGCCAUCGAAAGCAGACAAGUUUAACGUUGAUGUGCGCUAUAGCACACCGCCGGUGUGACCACACAUUUUUACCGCUGUCCCCUGUCGACCCGUGAAGUCUGCCCACUCCCUGCCCCAAUUCUGCUGCCCUCCCAAUGGAAGACCAAUUUUGAAAUAUGGCAACAUCACAGGCAAUGGUCCUGAUAGCAGUGAUUCUAUGGAAGCAAAUCACUGCCAUCAUUUUUUUAAUUUUAAAAGCCAUUGUACACACUGAUUGAAUUCAUAAAAUUGGAAUAUUAUACUUUGAAAACAAGGUCACCUAAUUUAUUUGUUUUGAAUUCACCUCUUUGAAUUUCAAACAUGGCAUUUUAAGUAAACCAUUUUAAAAAACACAAGGUCAAAUAACAAAAAUCAAAUAUUCUAAACAGCAUAUUCAAGUUGUCAAUACGGACCAGAAAAUUCAAGCCAUAAGAAUUUGAACUGCAGCAGCAGGGCAAAUGCCUUAUUUGAAUUUCAAAGAGGUGAAUUCAAAACAAAUAUAAUCAGUUUUUCUUGUUUUCAAUUUAUAAUACUUCAAUGUCAUGAAUUAAAUAGUGUUUACAUGUCAAUAUAUACAAAAUGUAAAAUUCUGACAAUUAUCGCAGUUUUUUGCUUCCACAUGAUUCCAUUUUACGUUCAACAAACCAUUUUGAGGUAUAUCGUAAUGUUGAGCCGAUUUAUUUGAACCACCAUUAAAAAGGUAAUCAUGUUUACCCAGCCAAGCCUUGGCAUUUGGGUAUGCCCAUUUCCUGACAAGCAAUCCACCCACACUUCCUCAAUUGCAGGAAAUAGCAACUAGGGGGGGGGGCUGGCAGAAGUUAUAAUUAUUACAUAUUUUUUGGUCAGUUGUGAGUCUGUAGACUAAAUCUUUCAAAUUAAUUUUUGUAACCUAAUUCUGACCAAUUUUCAUUGUACAGCUCACUUUUUUCUAUGAAUUGCCAUAGUUUGCAUUGACCUGUAAUAAAUAUUACUAGUUUUUAUCAAAUAAACACUCUUUUAGAUUAGGCAUCUUUUGGUCUUAUCUGAUGGUCAGCAUUACUACAUACCAAUAGGAGUAUGCUCAUGUGUCCAAUAUAGCUGAAAAAGGAUAGAAACAAAAAAAAUGGCAGAAAAGGGGGAGAAACUUGGAAUGUGAAUAGCAUGCCGAUAAUCAGUAACUAGAAUUGCAAUCCCUGAAGGUAUUGCGGUGUGAAUGCUGACGCUGAAAUGCUCCGCUACACUGCUGAAGCUGAACGUUGAAGAAUCAUUACCAGAUCAGAUUAGGCAUCUUUUGGUCUUAUCUGAUGGUCAGCAUUACUACAUACCAAUAGGAGUAUGCUCAUGUGUCCAAUAUAGCUGAAAAAGGAUAGAAACAAAAAAAAUGGCAGAAAAGGGGGAGAAACUUGGAAUGUGAAUAGCAUGCCGAUAAUCAGUAACUAGAAUUGCAAUCCCUGAAGGUAUUGCGGUGUGAAUGCUGACGCUGAAAUGCUCCGCUACACUGCUGAAGCUGAACGUUGAAGAAUCAUUACACUGAAUCUAGGAAAUCUGCUGAACAUUUUGAAGGUAGAAUGAAGUCUACAGAAUGAAGUAUGAAUGAGUUGAAUGGUUUUGAAGUCAUACUGCUAACGUCUGCUGACGCUGAAAUGCUACGCUACACUGUUGAAGCUGAACGUUGAAGAAUCAUUACAAUGAAUCUAGGAAAUCUGCUGAACAUUUUAAAUGUAGAAUUAAGUCUGUAGAAUGAAGUAUGAAUGAGUUGAAGGGUUUUGAAGUCAUACUGCUAAUUUCUGCUGUCGCUAAAAUGCUCCACUACACACUGCUGAAGCCGAACGUUGAAGAAUCAUCACAAUGAAUCUAGGAAAUCUGCUGAACAUUUUGAAGGUAGAAUGAAGUCUGUAGGAUGAAGUAUCAGUGAGUUGAAGGGUUUUGAAGUCAUGCUGAUAACAUCUGCUGACGCUGAAAUGCUCCGCUACACUGCUGAAGCUGAAUGUUGAAGAAUCAUUACACUCAAUCUAGGAAAUCUGCUGAACAUUUUGAAGGUAGAAUGAAGUCUGUAGGUUGAGGUAUGAAUGAGUUGAAUAGAGUUCCAAAAAUUAAAAAAAUGUGUGUGUGUAUGUGUGUCUCUUUAUGAGAAUGGCGGAGCCAUUGUGUGUGUGUGUGUGUGUGUGUGUGUGUGUGUGUGUGUGUGUGUGUGUGUGUGUGUGUGUGUGUGUGUGUGUGUGUGUGUUUGUGUGUGUGUGUCUCUUUCAUGGACAUAUUAUAAAAUGGACAACGGAUUCCAAAAUGGCGCCCAUUAAUUCCUAUGUAAACUGCACAAUGGCACAGGGCAACAUCAAGGAGAGAUAUGCUUCCGCAUCAUGGGUCCAUAGCCACGCCCUACUUCAUGACGUACCGGAUGCAGAAAUAUUCUUGUUUUUUAGCAUUGAUAGCAUUGUAGCAUCAUAAGCGAGAGGUCUGAGUAAUCGCAGUCGAAUUGUUUACCGACCAUCGAAGUACAGGUUUCUAAUCCCCCGAUGAUUCUCUAUAUGUUCGACAUUCGCCGCCAACAAUCCCUUUCUCCUCCUUGUCGUGGUUCAUGUUCUUGAGGGAGUCAAAGCCAAAGUUCCUUCCCCCCAAUUCCUUCUCAACCAUGGCUCAGAUAACCCCCACAACAGUCUCCUUGUGGAAAUACAAGACACGUCAAAGAACCGACAAGAAACACUUGCGUUACAGUGUGUGUAUUCACACACACACAUGUGGCGCUCGCACGGUCGAGUCUCAUUGGCGGGCCAACGUCUCUGGGCGGGCCAGGCAGAGUAAGGGGAGGAGCUGAGAUUCUUGGUGACGUCCUAAAUACAGACAUUCCAAAUCAGCGCACUUGAGCCUCCGUUUUUUCAAAGGCGAGCAGAACAGCUAGUGCUCGUUUUACACCAAACGCAAGUUUUAGCCACUGGGGGACCAUAGGCAGGCUAGGGGAACUCAUAUUUAUGUUAGAAAACCUCAUAAAGUGAGAUUUUCAUGUCAUGGGACCUUUAAGAUGAAAUAUACUCUGAAGUUUCCAGUUUCUGCAAACAGAAGAGAAGGGGUUUAGUUAAGGCUUUGUAUCAUUAAUAAGAUGGACUGUGACAAACAAUCAAUGAGAAACAAAAAAAUAAAACUAAUUCUUAGUUUAAAGCCCACUCACCACGUCAAGGUGCAGGCCAAGAGUGGGAACAUAGAACAAAGACUCACAUCACAAACUCAGACAGUCACAACAUGAAGAAAACACAAAUACAUGAAACAUGUACAUAACUACGAGACUAUAGACCCACAUCACAAACUCAGACAGGCACAUGUAAAAAACAUAUAAAUACAUGAAACAUUUACAUAAAUAAGAGACCAUAAGAUAUGUUUGGGUUUCUCUUGUUUUAUCUUAAAAACAAAAUACAUAACAUUAAGAAAAUAAAAGUAAUAAUAGAUACAUUUAAACUCCGUUAGUGAUGGGCAUACAUUUAAAUGUACAAAAAUUACAGAGGCCACUGAUCGGAUGUGCUGUUCAAAAAUAAAUGCUAUUAAACUAUGCCUUGUCCUCCAUUAUGCAAGCUCCAAGUCUACAAUUGAACAAUGUCUUUUGGCAGUUUUGAGUGCUUUAUGCCAACUUGUGCUCCGUCAUGCAAGAUCCAAGUGUCACACUGCUUAAGAAACAGAUUCCUUCCAACUGACUAUUUAUGAAGAUGCAAUCAAUAACUUAUGUACAAAUAAAUGGUUACAUUUCAACCAGCAACGAAGUUGGAUUGGCCUACACACAUAAAUAAUUGUAAUACAACAUUGUUAACUGUCGUACAUAGGUAGCUAAACAAGCAAAUGAAAAAUUAAAUACCAACGCUGAAAUGUUAAUUAGACUAUUAACAAUAAUAUAAAAUGAUACCGUAAUGCACCUAUUCUUUGUCUUUGGAUCUUUUGAAUAAAUGGAUCAACAUAUGGUGAAUCACAAUGAUCGCAAGCAGAGGACCGUAAGAGUUAUUGAGCAGCAGCUGAACCAGUCUAAAAAUCGGACACGUUAACGGAGCACUGAACUUGGCCCUCUCGGAUGCCAGGUCGAAACAACAUUUGUUUCACUACAACUCCUUUCAGCUGCACACCCCUCCUUCUCCAGCAAAAAAUAAUUAGAGAGAACGGCUAAUAAAACGCUUGAGGUGGCGUUAUGAAAAGAAAAAACGUAAAUUUUUUAGGACAUGGCACAAAGAUAAUUAUGAGCCUUUGAUUGAUAUCCAGACAUUUUUUGCGGAGACACAUUCCUGUUCCCCACUUGUAUUGGAGUGAACGGAGAUAUCUACUUCUGGGUCCUUUGAAUCGAGGAACCCGUCCAGAGCCCGCUUAAACAGCUGCAAUACCAGGCUUGGCCGCUGAGCACUGGUGGAUUGUGGAAGUAUGCACUGCUCCCGGGGGCUUUAAGAGGAUGGCAGAGCUAUUGCGUGUGUGUGUGUUUGUGUGUAUGUGUGUCUCUUUAAGAGAAUGCAAUAUCAUCCCACUGCAGACACAAAUGGGCGUUCUCGUGAGGUGGGGGUUCCCGUUUACACAGACUGGAACGCCCCCUUCUUAUUCUUUGUCGCCUUUCUCGCUGAACUGUAUUAAAAUGUCAAAGUGUACUACUCCGAAACCAUGUAAAUAGUGUUGUAAAUAAACUUCCAAAGCU
Molecule: messenger RNA, 8779 nt
Organism: Gadus chalcogrammus (walleye pollock)
Lineage: Eukaryota; Metazoa; Chordata; Actinopteri; Gadiformes; Gadidae
Gene: kdr
Product: kinase insert domain receptor (a type III receptor tyrosine kinase)
Exons: 28
Coding region: 92-4186 (1364 amino acids)
Biological process (GO): cell migration; positive regulation of kinase activity; vascular endothelial growth factor receptor signaling pathway
Cellular component (GO): signaling receptor complex; membrane
Molecular function (GO): vascular endothelial growth factor receptor activity; ATP binding; growth factor binding
Source: RefSeq, a predicted model, not a curated record